Molecule: messenger RNA, 1194 nt
Organism: Peronospora matthiolae
Lineage: Eukaryota; Oomycota; Peronosporomycetes; Peronosporales; Peronosporaceae
Source: the annotation of a GenBank genome assembly
AUGACGCUCAGCACGCUCCCCUUCAUCCGUCUCGGGAUCGACGUCCGGACAGGCAAGUCCUACCACAUUUGCUCGCGCAAGUCGCUGCUGUCGUUCGGGGUGAUCCUUCUGCUGCUCGUGGCCAUGUCGUCCGAGAGGUUCCUGUUCAAGGUCAUGGUGGACCGCAUGGAGUCGUACAGAUACGUCUUGUACCAGCUCACGACGUUCCUCUACAUCCCUCCCAUGUUCUGCAUCGUCAGCUACAAGGCCACGCAUGGUGAUCUGGGAGAAAAUGACGGGAUGGAGUUUUCCAAGUUCCACUUCUUCGUCAUGGGUCUACUUGACCUCGUCCACGGUCUCAUAUUGUUCAUCGCCGGUGGGCGAACGGACCCGACUCAGACACUCUUGUUCAUGCAAGCUUCGAUCCCGAUAUCAGCCUGCAUGUCAGCCGCAUUCUUCGGUGUCAGUUAUACGCGACCCCAGGUUGCAGGCAUGUUGGCUAUCACUGGCGGUCUUGCUCUGUCGCUCAUCGCUUGUAUUGAAAACAUUGACAGCGAUGAAUUUGACAAUCGAGAGAUUGGUUGGAACAGUGUAUUCUACCUGCUUGCGGCGAUCCCCGGCUCAUUGUCCAUGCUUUAUAAGGAACGUGUGAUUCGUGAUCAGCCAGUGGAUGUGUCUUACCUGAACGCAUGGGUUUCGCUGAGUCAGUUUGUUUCUGGACUGCUUGUCGCUCCGAUCAUUUUCGACGCUGAAUUUCUCCACCUCGACCAGAAACCCGGUGGUCUCACGUGUUUAAUUCAAGGCAAGAGUGAGGUGUCUACGGAUCACUGCUAUAUGGGCCUUCCUAUCUUUAUUCUUUACAUCUUCAGCAGCAUCGUCGUCAAUCUACUGCUGCUCGAGCUGCUCCGAUUGACCAGUGUUUCAACAAUGUACGGGUGCACGCUUGCAGGAUUCCUGGCUUCGUUCGUGGUUCUGGCUUGUUAUCAAGUGGACCCUGACAAUUUUGGCAUCAUCGAUCUCCACGACGGUCUGAAAAACUGGAUCCCGUCUUCCGUAUACGUGGACGUGAUCGCGUUCAUGAUCAUUUUGGCUGGCAAGGUGCUUUACCAGUGGGAUCCGGAUCCAGAGGUUGAAGUAACCACUUUGUCGGCAGAGGACAAAGAGACCAUGUCGUUACUCGAUGGAGAAGACGAUUACGGACUGCGCUACACAUAA